AUGGCUGACACCGGUCUCCCCCCCAACUGGGAAGUGCGCCACUCCAACUCCAAGGGCCUGCCCUACUACUUCAACGCCGCCGACAAGGUCUCGCGAUGGGAGCCCCCCGCGGGCACCGACAGCGACAAGCUCAAGCACUACAUGGCUAGCCACCACAGCGCCGGCCAGCGACCCGGCGCCGUUCCGGGCGUCCCCGAGGGCAAGAUCCGCGCCGCCCACCUGCUAGUCAAGCACCGCGACAGCAGACGGCCCAGCAGCUGGAGAGAGGCCGACAUUACCCGCUCCAAGGACGAGGCCAUGGACAUCAUCAAGGCCCACGAGGCCAAGAUUCACUCUGGCGCCGUCACGCUCGGCGACCUCGCGCCCACCGAGUCGGACUGCUCGUCAGCGCGCAAGCGCGGCGACCUCGGCUACUUUGGCCGCGGCGAUAUGCAAAAGGAAUUCGAGGACGCGUCGUUUGCGCUCAAGCCCGGCGAGAUGAGCAGCAUCAUCGAGACGGCCAGUGGGCUGCACUUGAUUGAGAGACUCGAGUAA
Akanthomyces muscarius is the source of this 534-nucleotide messenger RNA. RefSeq lists its product as uncharacterized. NCBI's taxonomy places the organism in Eukaryota, Fungi, Ascomycota, Sordariomycetes, Hypocreales, Cordycipitaceae. Gene Ontology annotation, molecular function: protein binding; peptidyl-prolyl cis-trans isomerase activity. The record is from RefSeq and is a predicted model, not a curated record. Bases 1 to 534 code for a protein of 177 amino acids. Gene Ontology annotation, cellular component: cytosol; nucleus. The transcript has 4 exons.